Durusdinium trenchii is the source of this 3391-nucleotide messenger RNA. NCBI's taxonomy places the organism in Eukaryota, Dinophyceae, Suessiales, Symbiodiniaceae. The record is from the annotation of a GenBank genome assembly.
GUUUGCGGGCACCGUUGGCAGAGGGUGGAGGGACUCAUGUGGUGUCAAUGGCGUCGCGGACGCGCCUCGACAGAGGCACGCGAAACCGGUGGGUGGACUUGCAGGUGCGUUUUUCGAGUGUCCGACCGCACAGUUCUGGCGCCGUGCUGCUGUCCCGCGCGGCGGUGCUUUUGACUAUGGGAAACGUUGCGGCUUGAGGUGGAAAUUGCUUCCCAGUGGCCCGGCCCGUGAGCAGGUGGGUGGAGGUUGUUAAAUGUUAAGUUUGGUUCCGCAUGGCUGGGUGUGCCGCCACUUGAGGCCAAAGGCGCAUGUGUCGUGGUCCUUUUUUGCGUUUCUCUUGUUUGCGCCCGUAUACGUUGUGAAACUGUUGCCAUGGAAGGGUGGUCAAAAUUUCGUGGGCACUCGCUUUUUUGUUGCUCUCUUAUGAUGUUUUGGAUCAGCUCCAUAAGUUGUGUGCUUGGAGUUGUUCAAUGCUUCGUCAGUAUGGUUCAUGGGAGGCCAAGGAGGGCUCAUCACAGGGGCUGUGCAGCGACUCCUUGAGGGUCCGCAAAGAUCUGCGCCGCAAACCCCGCCGAUCAAAUUGUUCGCAGAGCCGACAGCAGAUUCACAUCCGCAAGAUGAUGUUCAAGGUGAAAAGAGGAAUGUGGCGACUUGGGAAUUGAUGCAGGAAUUGGAAGAUUUGACUGUGCAGGCCGGCCCAUCUUUAGGGAUUCUCAAAGAGCAAGCUUUGGGCUCCCAGAUCGAUGGUCAUGUGCUGGAAGCUCCGGAGGUCUUGAGGCUCAGGCUUGAUGCCAUCAAAUGGAUAAGCAGCCAAUUUGUUGCCUUCGGCUUUCGCGAUGAGUGGCUGGCAGAUGUCAUUCUCUAUAUGGACCGGUUGGCGGUGCAAAUGCACCAGAGUCCCAACUUUAUUCCAUUGGGCUUGGUGCCAAAUAGCAGCAGUGCAGAGGUCCAAGCGGCCGUGGAGACCAUGGGCAGCCACCACCUGUGGCUUGCAGCGAUCAUGAUCGCCUUGAAGAUGUCAGAAGCGGAAUCUGAACUGGACACCAGCAUUAAAGACCUCGUCGUGCCGCUUGUGCCCUUUGACGCGAAUGGGCUGAAGUGCAGUCGGCAAAAGUGGAAAAAGAUCCAGCUGACUGAGCUUUUUGUAGUUCGUGAACUGGACAGCCGCCUCAUGGUGCCCACAGCACUGCAUUUUGUGCAACACCUGGGGCGUGAGCUGCAACUGGUGGCGGCCAGAGAGCAGGCUGAUUGGCCUGGCCUUCAGCUCCUGCAGCUUCCCAAGCUCUUGGGUCCGUCUUUGCCAAGCAAAGAGCUGGAGGAUCAGCGGCUGAAGACAGCAAAAGAGAAUGCUAUGCCAGAGCGGUUGCUCACAAAAAUGCAGGCCUUGGCACGCUAUUUGGCUGACUUGGCAGUGGUCCACAAGCCCAGCGAUGUCUAUGGGGACAAGCUCUCUCCAGCUGUACUUGCCGUGAUAGUUUUGAGGUUGUCUCUCCAUGCUUGGGGUGCAGCACCGACGGGAUGCGAGGCACGACUGGAUCAGUUGCAGGAGGAGCUGGACAUGCCGCAAGCCUCCAAAGACGAACAGGAACGGCUGCUGGCCGGAGUUUAUCGCCUUUGGAUGCGGGCGCCAAUGCCGUCUCCAGUUGUUGCGCGUUGGCAGAAGCGGGACCUCUUUGACAAGUUGCCUGGAGCCCCGACCCAGGAAGCUUUGCCACCGGAACUCCAGGAGAGCUGUUUCUUCAAUACCCCGUACAAGAAGAAGCAGGAGCCAAAAGAUCUCUCGGCCACACCUGGUGCAGCCCCUGAGCAGGAGCCAGGGCCAAAUGGUGUGGAGGAGGAGUGCAAUGAAGACAUGCUGACAGGCCAACAGCCUUUGUGUCGCGAGUUGGCUCUGGACAAGGUCGACGAGCCAGAAGCGAGUGAACUUGAGGUGAAGAUGGACCUUGAGGAUGUCGCUGUCACGACCCAACCUGCGGAUGAGUUCAAUGCCAGAACGGAGGUGACAAAUUGUGAGGGCCACAGUGUGGAGCAACUAGCGGAGAGCUGCCAGAUGGUCGAGGUUCACAUGGAACUUGUGCAGGAGGCAGAGUCGAUGGAUGUCGAUGAGGAGCUGCUGAUAGACACUCAGGACACUGUUGCUGAAAUCGUUAAGUCCAAACCGGAGGAACCAAUAAGUUCCUCAGAAGGAGAACCUCAAAAAGUCGCGGACUUCAGAGCAGCCAAGGCAGCCAGGAUUGAAGCGCUGCAGCCAGAUCCCAAAGCUUCUGCCAUGGCGGCCUUCCGCCAGAAGUUGCUGCCAAGGAGGUCAGCUUCAGGUGAGCCAGGCACAGUUCCUGAAGAAUGCCGAAGCUCCUUGCGUGCACUACAGCCGGUGCACAAUGGGUGCUCAGGCGCUGUAGAGGCAGGCGUGCCGAGGGUGUCCGCAGCACCGAAGAAGGCGAGCAAGAGAGGCAACCGUGCAAUCGCAGGUUUGCAGGACCACUUACCGCCUGGCCGGCCUAAGGGUGCUAGCAAGGCAGCGGAGCGGGUGCAUGCUACAGGUGUGGAUCGUGCACUCAGGUCUGCCUCGAAUAGCACCUUUACAGCCAGAACAGCCAGCUCCGACGGGAUGGACAGAAGCUCGCGAUCCCUCUCAAGCUCUGUGCCUGUCGUGCAUGUAGGUUCCCGCAAAAGAACGGGCACUGCGGGUGUCAGGGGCAACGCCUCCAAAAAGAAGCAAAGGAAGCAACAGCAGGCAAGCUUGCAUUCUCCCCGCCCGCGGACGCCAUACCCACGAGCAGCUAGGUACGCCGAAGCAAGGAAUCCAAAGCAACCAUUUGCGUAUCAAGCUGCGGAGAAGGAGAACUGCCCUGCGCGGCGCAAUCACAUGGAGACUAGGCUCCAGGCGAAGCAGAAACGGCGCUGCUUCGAAGAGGCGCUGACUGGUGUGGACGUCAAGGAGAUUCAAGGCGCGCUGCGAGCACUUCGUGGGACACAACAUUACAAAGAGGAUUUGGAAAGGGCUGAAGCACGCAUCCGAGUCUUGAACAGCUCCAAGGAGUUUCAGGUUCCACAUCUCGAUGAUGAGGAGGUUCAGCAGCUUGAGGAGCAAUGCCAGAAAGAGAAUCAAACGGGCCUUGUGCAAUGCAUGAUGACUGUGGCCUGGAAUCGGCCUCAAAAGAGUAGAUGGUGUUGGUCACCCAAAACCUGAUUGAACCCAGAGAGUGAGCAAGUGGGAGAGGCCUCUAAUUGGGCAGCUUGAAGCACGGCGUUUUUUUGAAACGCUGGCCCGCACUCCUAGAGUUCUAGCAGAUUCUUGCAACACCCCCCAACGUGUGGCUGGUUUCACAACUCCGGUGCUUCACUUGGGGGGAGGAUGGAGGCUCGUGAGGCGGAUGCCCUUGCAGAAAAC